UCAUCAUAUCGCUUCAUUAAUUACACUUGGGUCGCGAGAAAAUCAAGAGUCCGAUCCCCGGAGCUGCUGUCUUGUUAUGAUCCAUGGCGAAAGGCCGGAGACUUACAAUCAGCCAGAGCGAAAGGUUCCUGGGAAGCUACGGAUACAGCGGAAACACCCGCAACACAGAGGACGACGGUGUAGAACUCGGCGAAGAUGACGUUUGGUACUCUAUGGUUGAUGAAAUGGUUAACAAUGAAAACAACGGAGGCGAUCAUCGUUCCAUCAAUAGCGAUUGGUACUCACGCGCCCCUAAGGGUGGUUCCACGAAGAGCCUCCGUCGUUCCUGUGUUCUGACUCCUGGUUCCGCCGGCGGGCUUUCCGUGGCGUUUGAUGAUCAGCCGGUAAAGCAUAUGGUGGCGUCGCAGCGGAUUAUUCACCAGUUCCGGAACGACAGGGACAGGUUGGCGUCUCCAAGUCAUGUUGCCACAUCGGCACCAGUGAACGUGCCUGACUGGUCAAAGAUUUACCGAGUUGACUCGGUUGAAUCGAUGCAUGACUCGGAUGAUGGGACAGAUGAACAUGACUCGGAAAUGGUCCCACCCCAUGAGUAUUUAGCUCGGAGCCAUAGAACGGCUGCCAAGUCGGUUUUUGAGGGUGUAGGUCGGACCCUUAAAGGCCGGGACAUGAGCCGGGUUCGAGAUGCUGUUUGGAGCCAAACCGGAUUCGAUGGUUAGCCCAAAUAUAUAUAAAAAGGGAAAAUUUCUUUAUUUUUGUCAUUGUUUAGACCGGAAAAUGAAUAUAUUUGGAUUUUUAACCAUA
Lactuca sativa (garden lettuce) is the source of this 801-nucleotide messenger RNA. The record is from RefSeq and is a predicted model, not a curated record. NCBI's taxonomy places the organism in Eukaryota, Viridiplantae, Streptophyta, Magnoliopsida, Asterales, Asteraceae.